Messenger RNA from Trichosurus vulpecula (common brushtail), 5274 nucleotides. RefSeq names its product ankyrin repeat and LEM domain containing 2 (gene ANKLE2). Gene Ontology annotation, biological process: negative regulation of phosphorylation. Bases 128 to 3208 code for a protein of 1026 amino acids. The record is from RefSeq and is a predicted model, not a curated record. Gene Ontology annotation, cellular component: endoplasmic reticulum. The transcript has 13 exons. Gene Ontology annotation, molecular function: protein phosphatase 2A binding. NCBI's taxonomy places the organism in Eukaryota, Metazoa, Chordata, Mammalia, Diprotodontia, Phalangeridae.
CUUGAGGGCCCCGACAGGACCCCGGCGCUGCUGCGGCGGCUGGAGCGGGAGCCGAAACCCUAGUGGGAGGUGUCGUCGUAGUUGUCGUUAUCGUCGCCGUCCGGGCGGGGGCGCGGCCGGCGCGGCGAUGUGGUGGGGCGAGGGGCCCGGCGAGUGGCAGACGCUGGUGUGGGAGCUGCUGGGCGCCUCAGCCGUGGUGCUGCUGGUCCGCUGUCUCGUUCGUCUCCGGGAGCAGUGGCCGGGGGCGAUCCGCCAAGGCGUCGGCCGAAACCCCGGCAACCUCUGCCUGGGCUCCGGCCCGGGCCCCGACCCCGGCUCCGACUCCAGCCCUAGCCCGGACGUCGGCCCGGCCUCCAGCCCUCCGUCCCCGGCUCUCGGCGGCCGCCUCUCAGGUAAACUAUCAAUGGAUGUUAUUUUGGACAGACUGAAAGGUCUGAAUCCAGAUGAUCUUAGAGAAGAAAUUGUCAAAGCAGGACUCAAAUGUGGGCCUAUUACAUCAACAACAAGGUCCAUUUUUGAAAAAAAGCUGGCUCAGGCUUUGCUGGAGCAACAAGGAGGAGCUGAAGAAGUAUAUUUAUCCUCUUCAGAUCAAGCUGCAGAAAAUGUUGCUAUUAAUCAAACAACAAAACAGACUUUGAAGUCUACUGUGCUAAACCCAGCAAAGUAUACCAGUUUAUCUGAAGACAGAGAUUUUGGUUAUAAUAUGGGUUUGAAUCCUCCAGAAGAGGAUGCUUUAAUUCACAAGACCUGUUCUCUGCCACUUGGAGGAAUGGCUGACACUGACUCACAGAAAGAUGUCUCAGUGCCAUCCAAAGAUCCUCCUCUGUACUAUGGAGUAUGUCCAGUUUAUGAUGAUGUCCUAGCAAGAAAUGAAAGGAUUCAUGUUUAUGAGGAUAAGAAGGAAGCUUUGCAAGCUGUCAAAAUGAUCAAAGGGUCUCGAUUUAAAGCUUUCUCAAACAGAGAAGAUGCUGAGAAGUUUGCUAAAGGAAUCUGUGAUUACUUUCCAUCCCCAAGCAAAACUUGCUUUCCUCUCUCUCCAGUGAAAACAGGACCAUUUUUUAAUCAAGAUGGUUUAUGCUCACCUGAGUCUGAAUCAGUUAACAAAGAGCGAGCAAACAGUUUUAAAAGUCCUCGUACACAAGACCUGACUGCCAGACUCCGAAAGGCUGUGGAGAAGGGGGAUGAAGCUAUGUUUGCGGAACUUAUCUGGAAUAACCCACGCUAUCUGAUUGGCUCUGGGGACAACCCAACAAUAGUACAGGAAGGAUGUAGGUACAAUGUCAUGCAUGUGGCCACCAAAGAGAAUCAGGCUCGUAUCUGCCAAUUGAUUUUAGACACUUUGGAAAAUCCUGAAUUUAUGCGACUUAUGUAUCCAGAUGAUGAUGAGGUCAUGUUGCAGGAGCGGAUUCGAUAUAUUGUUGACCUUUAUCUUAACACUCCUGAUAAAACGGGAAAUGAUACUCCUUUGCAUUUUGCUUGCAAAUUUGGUAACGCAGAUGUGGUCAAUGUACUUUCGUCACACCCUGGUAUUAUAAAACAUCCUAGAAACAGAUAUUUACAAACUCCUGAAGAUGUAAUUUGUGAAAGAAGUAAAGAUAAAUCUGCAAAGUUGAAGGAGCAAAUCAGAGAAUAUUUAAAAGGUCAUUAUUAUGUGCCGCUCUUGAGGGCAGAAGACAAUUCGUCUCCUGUGAUUGGUGACAUAUGGACUUCAGAUCAGGCAGACGGGCGUCCUCACAUAACAACACCCCGAUUUGGGAGCAGCCCAAAAGAUCCUGUUUUGAGUGUGAGAGCUUUUGCAGGGCCAUUAAGCCCAUCCAAGGCAGAAGAUUUUCGCAGACUUUGGAAGACUCCACCUCGAGACAGAGCUGACUUUUUUCAUAAUGUCAGGAAAUCUGAUCCAGAAAGAGGUGUUGAAAGAGUAGGAAGGGAAUUAGCCCAUGAGCUGGGAUUUCCAUGGGUUGAGUACUGGGAAUUUUUGGACUGUUUUGUUGAUCUGUCUUCCCAGGAGGGCCUACGAAAACUAGAAGAAUACCUUGGUCAACUUGAAAUGAACAAAAAAGGCCACCAAGAAACAGGAGAAAAUGAGACCUGUAACAGACCUAAAACUUAUAAUACUUCUGGCAGGAGCAAAAAAUGCAGCAACUCCAUCUCUGUGGGAGCAUUUCUAGAUGAAGAAGAUGACAUGAGCCUAGAAGAAAUUAAAAACAGACAAAAUGCAGCGCGGAAUAACUGCCAGCCACUUGUUUCCCAAGAGCCUACCUUUGGUGCUUUUGGAGACUCACCAUGUGAUAUUCUUUCCAUGGAACACACAGCAAAAUUAAUAGACAUAUCACAGCUCCCUGGCAGACACUAUGAGAAGGGGGGUUCUUCUAACAGAAAUGGAUUUUGUAGCCCCGUAACUAAAGACAGGUUCAUCAGCAGGGAAAAGCAGAAGUCGCCGAGUGGGGAGGCAUGCUUUCUUUCACCUGUCUCCAGUUUAAUGACAGAAUUUGACAAACUAACAUUGCAAGACCAAGGAAAUAGGUUUUUUGAGAAAACAAACCAAGUUAUGGCAAAAACUGAUGAGAGAAUUCUGACUUCAGGAAUGAAUCAAGUCAAAAUUUCUAGAGACCAGGUAGAUAAGAUCGGUGCAAAUCAGAUAAAGGAAAACUACUUAGAAGAAGAUGCUACUACAGUGGGCAGGCCUGGAAAUGGCAAAAUAAGGACGGGAAAAGGAACGUCGCCUCAAAUCGAUAGAUUGCAUUUGGAUUCCAGUGCUCCGGAUGGAGGGUCACAGCUUUGUGGCCAGGCUAAAUCUUCAGAAUCUCCUUCUCCAAGGCUGUUUUCCAAGAUUCCACCUCCAAAUGAAAGAUCCAAGAAAUUCUUUCUUCAAGGGGAAGAGCCAACCAAAUUGGACUGGGAUGUUUUCGCAGCUAUAGAGCAUGUUGACAUUGACCCUCAGAAAUACCCUGCUAUCAACAAAUGGAAGAAUACCGUUCAGUCCUUUUCUGCUUUAGAAAGGCAAAGCUGGCCAAGCCCUGCAUUGAAAGGAAAACUCAAAUCCCAGUGUUCGACUUUGGGUUCACCUCGAAGCUCCGUGUGCUCCAGCCCUGGAAAAUAUGGCAGUUCUUCAUGUUCACCUAGUUUGGGGAGCCCUGGACGGUAUAGCCCCGCAUAUGCAAACUUGGUACUAAAGUUAGGUCACCCUCCAGAGCCUCCUGCCCUGUAGAAGAUGAGUCUGUCUUCUGGGGGCCCCAUUUAAUUUUUCUUUUAUUCUUUUUUUGUUUAAAAGUGGGAAGGCACAUGGAAGAAAGUUUUGUUGAAAUAACACAAAAGAAUGUAUUCUGAUUAUUUAUUAAUCCUCGUUUGAAGAGGACAAAUGUACAAAUUUUUUAAAAAUGCAAAUAUAAAUUGUUUAUUAUCCCAGCUAGAUUACUGUUGAUUUGUGAGAGAGUUUGCAAAAUAUGAAUUCAGAGAAAAUUUUUUAAAUCCUUUAUGGUAGGGCAGUGAUAAAUAAAAAUGAGGAUCUUUAUAAUCGAACAAUAUAGUAAUCCAUUUUACCCUAUGAAUGGUUUUAGGUGUUGGAUGAGGUGCAUGAUCACCUUGACAAAGAACAGCUAAGUAUCUAAGCAGAUGACUUUGAAUGUCAGGGAGGCAGUGCACUUGGUUAGAAUUAGCCAUCAUCCUCUUAACUUCUCAACUUGAAUCAAUUCACUUUUUGUUCGGUUUUUACUUUAUUUUGUUCAUAAAAAGGAAAAGUUUGGUAACUUUUGGCUUUGAAUUUUUAUUAUAUGAUGGAGAGAAACCUAUCUGGUUAACUAACAUCACUUCAGACCGGCUUAAAGAAAAUUGUGUUGAGGAAGCUGAAUGAAAACCUUUUAUAAUUCUUUCUUUCUUGUAAACAUCAGUGUCUGAGAUGCUGAUAAUUUUGGUUCAUUGGGAACAUUAAAAAAGUUGAAGAUAAAAAUUGGCUUUUUACCUGUGAGAACUAAUGGAAGUAGUCACACCAAGAACACUAGCAAUAACUUACGGCCCUUCUUACCAGCAGGGGUUUCGUAGUCCAGGUUAGUGUGACCCCUUCCUUGUGCUUAAAGAAAUCCCCAAAUAAGUUCCUUAGCUUAGAAGCUGCCUCAGAAAGUUGCAGUGGCAAAUGUCUCCUGUGCCUUAGCUUUAGGAAGGAGGCCACUGGCGUGUUUGGCAGAAGAGUGUGCACUGCCGUAUUACAGGCAGUCAGGAAAGGGCCCCUCUCCCUUAGCAGGCAGCUUCUCCUGGCUCAGGCUGAAGGUGAGUGUAAAAAGUAUUUGUAGAAAUUUUUUACAGUUUUAGAAGCUGUAGGACAUGAAUGGAGCUUUAUGACCUCCGAGGACUGCUGCUCUGUCACUGACUGAGGCUCCGCAUGCAAGCCUGGGCCCUCUUCUUGAUACGGUGGAGGCUACAUAUGACCUCCAGAACUGCUCUUCAUGUGUUCGUGAGCUUAAUAGUGCCUUUUGUUAAAAAAUAGACAAAAAAUAAUUUUUUGACCUUUCUUUUUUAAAAAGUGUAAGCUGACAUCUUAAGUUUGAGCACUUAAGAUGUUUAUUUCCUUUGUAGGAGUUUUUAAUUGAAAUAUACAUGAGAGGCUGUUACUUCUGCAUGAUGACUGGAGAAGGAUCUGAAUUUUGGAAUCAAGCUGUAGAUUUUAAAAUUGUAAAGAUUAUUACAGUUAUUGUUUAAUUUGUUGUGUACAGGAUAGUCUGGACACUAAGUAGGUAGAAGUCAUGUGUCCUGUUAAGAACAGAGCGUCACACUAAAUAGGAACAAAAUACUGUUACUGCAUUCACAGUAGAGGGAUAUUUCUCCACCCUGACUCCCUGUUACACUAGCCACUAUACUAAGGUGUUUGUAUUAACUUUUCUUUUAUACAUAAAGAUGGAAAUAAAAAUUACAGUGUCCAUUUUUUUAUUUUGGUCACAGUGUUUUUCAGACAAUUGUUCCUAGAUUCAAUAUUUUCUUCUCUCCCACGUUAAUAUGUUCUCUACUGACUUUUUAAAAAAAAAAACCAAAAAGGUUGCUGCAUGGUAGGUUUGGCACAUUGAUUCAUCAAGGGUCCUGAGUUAUACUACAUUUUAUAUUAUACUGCUUUGUACCGCUUAAUGAAAUAAAUUAUUUUUAGUUUAUGAUAUUCUUAAUUUUGGACAGAGUACCUUUCUUGACAAUAUUUUAAGCCCUGUUUUAGAAAGCAUUCAAGAUAUUAAAAUGCUGAUGGAUUCAUUUCCUAUCUUUAGUCACUUUAUUUUGUAAAAUGCUUAAAUCUAG